AUGUCGAUUAAAUCAAACCCGCGACCUUCGUCUCCGCGGCGAUUUUUCGCGCGAAUUUACGGUCACCUUGAAACUAAAGCCACUGAUAGCGAUACUAAUAGUAAUAGAAAUAGUGAGAGUAAAAUUGUGAAUAAAAGUGAAGUAAAUUCGGAGGACUCGAUUGCUAAGAGUUUUGCGGGUACAGAAUCGCGGGUGCUCCUCAAGCGGUUCGCGGGUGUCAGAGAUAAGAGGGUUGAAGAUAAAGAUGAUGAUAAUAAUGAGAAUGAAAAUAAAGAUAAAGAUAGAACUAAUGGUGAAGUUAAGAAAGAGUUAACUAAUGAAGUUGUUGGUGGUGAAGGUGAUAAUAAUUAUUCUCGGACCUUCUUGCCCCAAUUAUUCGCCGGAAGUGCGACGCAUCUUCAUCACCUGGCUCAUGCUGGACAUCCGGUAACUUCUAUGCCGUCGCAUCUUCACAAUCUCGCGGGACAUCCGGCAGAUUCGCACUUUCAUGGAUUCUCUGCUUUUCUUGCAAGAAGAAGAAGAAAAGAAGGAAGACCAAGAAGACAACGCACGACAUUCAGUGGAGAACAAACAGCAAGACUAGAACUGGAGUAUCAUCGGGGUGAAUACAUAUCACGAAGCAGAAGGUUCGAAUUAGCUUCAGCGUUAAGACUCACUGAAACACAGAUAAAAAUAUGGUUCCAAAAUCGUCGCGCCAAGGACAAAAGAAUCGAAAAGGCGCAGUUGGACCAACAAUAUCGAAACUUGGCGGUGUCCAAUGCGCUAGCGAAUUUUCCAGUUUACAGCAAUUUUUGCGGGCUCUGCUUCUACAAGGAUCCAAACCGCGAAUUAACACCACACGUGUGUAUUUCUUCUUAUCGGCCAGAUAUCAUGAUUAAAUCUUUGGAAGAUAAAAACCAGCCAUGCGGCAGCAGUAGCAGCAGUGAAAUCUCAGAAAAUCCUCCGAUCGCCAUUUCUCCAAUUUAA
Molecule: messenger RNA, 966 nt
Organism: Cotesia congregata
Lineage: Eukaryota; Metazoa; Arthropoda; Insecta; Hymenoptera; Braconidae
Source: the annotation of a GenBank genome assembly